AUGGCAACCGACUACUUUUCCGAUCAUGAAGCUUUCAUCAGCAGCCAACCCUUGCCGUCUCCGGCUGACACACCAUAUAUGUCGUCUCGACGAACCUCACGAUACGGAACCCCAGCAAGCGAGAUUGCUAGCUCGCCACCUCCGCUCCCACCCAACCCUUAUCCCGAAUCUGAAGACGACGUCAACAAUGAGAAGAUCUCAAUUCUUGAUCCACGGCGCUUCACACCGACGCUGCACGCAAACCUGGUCUCUGAAAUCCUAAACUUACGGCGAGAACUUGACUCGAAGCACAAAUUCAUCGAGGAUGUUGAGACAAAUCUUCAUACUGCACGGACGGAAAAUGAUUCACUGGUGAAACAGCUUUCAUCAACCGCCAAAGACGGUCGCGCUGCAAAACGUCAACUACAGAACUAUGAAAAUGAGAUGCUUGCAGCGCUGGAAGAAAUUGCGGCCGAGCGCGACAAGGUGAAAGAGGCGAAUGCAGAUCUCAGGACAAAAUUGGAAGCCGCCGAGAAGCGAUCACGCAGCCAGGAUGAUGACUCGACUCGUGUGCAUGACAUGUGGACACGGGAGAAGGACGUUUGGGCUGGUGAAAAGCGGAUCUUGGAGCGCCGAGUGCACAUCUCAGAAUCACGACUCAAACUUCUCCUGGACGAGCUCGCCGCGCACGAGACUGCUCGUGCAGAUGCCAAUGUCGAAAGCGAAGGCGAGGAUGGAAAAGAUGGUGGCGCAGGCGCUGAAAGCGAUACGGCCAGCAUACACUCCUCGCCACAGAGGCGCUCUUCAACUCACAUUGGGCGGCACUCAAGAAACCUCAGCAACAGCAGUUACAGGAGUAUCGGCCGAAACUACAGAUUGUCUUUGUUGAGCAACGAAGGCCAUGGCCGAGGAAACGGUCUGAGCCUUGCAGACGAGCUCAUUUUCGACGAGGAGGAAGAAGAAGACCUGGAUGAGCUGGAACUCGACUCUGAUGAUUUCCCUGAACAUGAGAUGCGAGCAAGGAGAGUCCUCGAGUCACGACAAUCCAUGUACCCCGACAACAAAGCGAAACGUAUCCUAGGGUUGAGCAAUGAUGUUCAACAGUCCAACAAGGACACCUCUGCAAUUGCUGAAGAGCAUGAGCAUGUCAAGCUGUCGUAUGAGACGACUCAGUCUGCGGUUACGAUAACGCCCAGAGAAAUUACUUUGAUCUUUCCACCGACCAUGCCUAUCUAUGUGGAUACCGGAAUUCAGCCUUCGCCUCCAACAUCGCCUAUACUACCUACCAUGGCUGAAGCCUCAUCACAAACAGUCGAUGAAACUCCUUUGCAGUCUAAACCUCUCGAUGGCUCCCCGACUCGUACUGAGGUAGAAGCUAACCAGCGUAGGAAACGCACUUCCUUGUUGCUUGAGUCUCCCGGUCCCUCACAGAGCGCUAGUCCAACGUCAUGUACUAUGACGUCCAGUUCUGUUCAAACAAUCGAGCAGCCACUCAGUCCUCCGCCAACACCCAAGAUCGCUAUCCCAACCACUGAGCUGCCCGCAUCGCCCGUGUCACCGGUAUUUAAGAACGAACUCGCAUCCUCGUCAACACAGACGGAAUUUGACGGGGAUCACGCUCAGCUGUUUCCAAAGACCAAACCAGCUGCUCCGCCGGCACCGAUAUCUAUACCAUCCAUAACCAUCCAUGCACCUGACUCAGUUCCUUCAUCGCCGAAGGAUGCAAGGCUACCGCCAGGCACCAAAACGGUUGCGACUCAAACAGCAAAUGACCUUGCUGCGCCGAUGCGAUCGUACGGCAUGCAGACAGAGCCCAUUCGAGUUGAUCAGCGUCCUGUGAGGCUACCUCCUCACCUCUUGCCCUCGGCUAUAUCCUCCAAGCCAGGUACUCCAGAACCGAAACAGGAGCGCCCCUUAGUUGGCAGCGGUACUCGGAAAGACUUGCAUCACCCUGGCAAAAGUUAUACUGAGCAACCUUCUGCGAAACCAACAGCCCGCCAAGAUCUGUUAAUACUGCUAGAGAAAGCCGCGGAUACUAAAGUAGAGAACCGCUAUCCUGGCAACAAUGACAAUGGCCCACUGUCCCGUAAUCAUCAGACCGAGAUUCUCAAAAGGCCUUUCCGAACGAGCAGUUUGUUUGCUGGUUUUGAUGGUCCUUCUUCGGACGAAGAAGACUAUGCAGAUGCGAGUGGGGAUGAGUAUCGAAGCCAGCCAUACACGACACCGAUGCUAUCGUCACGCAAUGCUAAGAGCGGCCGGCCGGUUAAUCCACCUACACCUGUGCCAGAGGACAAAGAAGUCAUGCCGACGUCCAGAAUCUCUGAAGAUUCCCAGCUCUCUCGUCGUGUUGGGUCUGAGCGUACAUCUCUGGAGAAAUCAGCAAAGAUUACGAAGCGAAACUCUUUGAGCCGCCAACCUAGUAUCCGUCGUUCAGCUAUGAUUCAGUCUGGCACUUCAGCACACAUGAAUCCGAGCAUGAGCAGCCUGGGGUCCAGCACUCACAUUCAGCCGCCAUUCCCGGUGCCUACACGUUCAAGCUCACGCAACAAACCUCAUAGCAAAAGCGAAGGCUCGGCGAGCCCAACACCUGGAAACGGUAGCGCUUAUGCUAAUCGUCGAAUGCAUGCUACCAAGCACCAACGAAAAGAUAGUAUCCGGAAAGUGCGCUCAGCGGCACCAGUGUCCCGAACUGGACGCCCCCGAAGCAGGUCUCCUGUGUUGCCAAUGACGCCCAGCAUACCCGACACUGAAUCAAUAGCUCCUCCGCCGAGCGACAUCAUGAGUGCAAGCGGCUUCGGCCAUCGCCACCAAUUGUCUACUAACACUGCGUAUACGGCCAGUCACUCGGUCGCCAGCUCCAAUUCUCAAGCUAGUGUCGUUGAUGCGAUUGCUGCCGCGAUGAUCGGCGAAUUCAUGUGGAAGUACGUGCGCAAGAGGAAGCCAUUUGGCGGACCUGAAACUUCUACGGACCGUGCAACUGAAGAGGCCUCUCUGUCCAGUGGUGGCGUACGUCACAGGCGUUGGGUGUGGAUCUCACCGUACGAGCGAGCAAUUUUGUGGAGUAGUAAGCAGCCUACUUCGGGCUCUGCUCUGAUGGGCAAGAGCGGUCGCAAACUUACCAUACAAUCUGUUCUCGACGUCGCCGACAACAGUCCGGCACCAAGAAACGAAACGCUCUUCAACCGGUCGAUCUUGAUCCUGACACCUGCACGUGCUCUGAAAUUUACGACCAUGUCACGAGAGCGCCAUUACUUGUGGUUGACCGCGCUAUCCUUCUUGGCCCAUUCGAGCGCACCUAUGCCCGACCUCGGAGCUAUGCCUCAACCACCGCCAGUCGAGGACUUCCAGCAUCGCUCAGGAGGUGCGACGCUUCGUCGCUCCCGCGUGCAGGACUCUGUGCGUCUUGCGAAGGGCAGGGCCAAUCCAGUAAUGCAGCGGUACACAGCACGGAAUGAGCCCAUGCCGAGUCUUCCAUCGCUUGCUGGCUACGAGGGGCCAGUGCCAGAAUCUGCCAGUCCACCCUCUAUUCCCCGUGGGCCGGCGCAUGGGCGCAAGAGGAGCUCUACAGGCCCUGGAGCACCACCACCUAGUGUUCCCUUCCGCAGCUUUUCCCAUCAGCAAGUGCCUUCCGUGUACUCAAACGGUUCAUCAGACAUGUAUUCGUCUAUGCAACCUCCUUCAGUACCGUCUUCAGUCUAUAACCCAACGAGCGGUGUUGUGAGCAGCCGCACAUCCGAGGCCAGUACAUCAACUCGUAACCACUUCUUCGAUGCUAUGGGCACCGUCCGCAUGGAAGCCUUCAUCGAAAACGCCCUGGGGGAUCCUGCUCAACGUCAGGGGUUGCAGGCAAAGCCGCAAGGUGUACGUCAUCGCCGCAGUAGCCAGUGGAGCGACAGUGCACGAGAGCGACCCAUGCGAGCGGCAGGUCUGUAUGAUAUCGACAAUGAUCUUUUCCAUGGCUUCUAA
Molecule: messenger RNA, 3945 nt
Organism: Ascochyta rabiei
Lineage: Eukaryota; Fungi; Ascomycota; Dothideomycetes; Pleosporales; Didymellaceae
Exons: 2
Coding region: 1-3945 (1314 amino acids)
Biological process (GO): establishment of mitochondrion localization; dynein-driven meiotic oscillatory nuclear movement; maintenance of protein location in cell cortex
Cellular component (GO): cell cortex; mitochondrion
Molecular function (GO): phospholipid binding; tubulin binding
Source: RefSeq, a predicted model, not a curated record